Messenger RNA from Cornus florida, 2468 nucleotides. RefSeq names its product preprotein translocase subunit SCY2, chloroplastic. The coding region runs from base 267 to 2006 and encodes 579 amino acids. The transcript has 14 exons. Lineage: Eukaryota; Viridiplantae; Streptophyta; Magnoliopsida; Cornales; Cornaceae. Gene Ontology annotation, cellular component: plastid envelope; membrane. Gene Ontology annotation, biological process: chloroplast organization; thylakoid membrane organization; protein localization to chloroplast. The record is from RefSeq and is a predicted model, not a curated record. Gene Ontology annotation, molecular function: signal sequence receptor activity; transmembrane protein transporter activity.
CAAACAGAUUAAAAAGAAGAGGAUAUACGUAAAAGAUGAACCCUAACGUUAUCUGAGUCGCUCCGGCCGACCACUAGCAGUACCGAUAGAAACCACCGCUCUGUGAGUGGUUGAUUCGGCGGUCUGUCUAGAUAUUUCUCAUCAAAAAACCUGCAUAUAGACUAUUCUUGUAUAUACUGUAUACUGUACUAAUGUAGUAUAGACCGGAAGAGAGACGAAAUAGGUAGUCCGCUGGUAAUAAUUUCUUCUUGUCUACAAGUUUCGACAUGGAAGCUACCCUCAUCGGCGCUCAUCACUUUAUUCCCCAAGUCUUUAGAACAAAACACAUCGAGAAUCAAGGUGUGCAGUGUGUACUUGAUAUUAGGUUUGAUCGUUCAUUGUAUGCUAGAACUUACAUUACACUCAAGACAAGUUCUUUAGAAUUCAGAAGAAACCAUUUUUUAUCGUUAAACAGACCAUUUUCCUCAAGAGCGAACAAGAAAUUAUUUAUCCAUUAUUCAGAUCAGCUCCGUAGUGCUUAUAUGAAUGUCGAGGAAACAUCAGAUGAAUGUUUAGACCAUGAAUCUUUUUUGUCACAGCUGGAUGAGGGAGCACACAUACCAAGUUCACAGGAUAUCAACAACUUUGUAACCUUGCAAUCCAAACGUAAAAUGUUUAAAAAUAAAUUUUUGGAUUUUGUACGUCUGGGUUCAGUCCUCAACAAUGCUGCUGAAUCUUUUUUCAAGAGUGAGAUACGGCGGAGGUUAUUUGUGACAGCUGUAUUAAUUGUGAUGAGUCGUGUUGGUUAUUUCGUUCCUUUACCGGGUUUCGAUAGAAGGUUGAUGCCUGAGGACUACCUUAGCUUUCUCUCGGGAUCUGUUGAUGAACUUGGUGAUUCUGCCCCUGAACUUAAGCUUUCAUUUUUUCAACUUGGAAUCAGUCCUCAGAUUGCAGCAUCCAUUCUUAUGCAGGUACUUUGUCAUGUUAUUCCUUCCUUAGUGAAGCUGCGGAAAGAAGGCUUAGAUGGUCAUGAGAAGAUUAAGAGUUAUAUAUGGUGGAUCUCACUUGGAUUUGCAAUAUUGGAGGCUCUGAUUCUUUCUUGUUAUUCUCUUCCAUAUUCCAUCCAUGCAACUUGUCACAGGGUCAAGCAUGUCAUGACAACAACUUUCCUUUUGGUGUGUGGUGCCAUGACUAUGACAUGGAUUUGUGACAAAAUAUCAGAAGCUGGAUUCGGUCAGGGAUCAUCUUUGAUUAUAUGUGUGGGUAUAUUGACUGGCUACACGGACAUGUUACGCAAGAUGUUAUCCCAGCUUACAGGAAGUGCUAUAAGCUGGUGGCCAUACAUACUUGCAGUACUGGGUGUUUUUACUGUUGUUACUAUGUGGGCAGUUGUUAUAACUGAGGGUUGUAGGAAAAUCAAGCUGCAGUACUAUGGUUUCAAACUCGCUUCUGCUGCAAGGGAGGAGUCUUCAAUUAGUGAUGUAGAGCCAUACAUCCCAUUUAACAUUAAUCCAUCAGGAAUGCAGCCUGUUCUCACCACUACCUAUCUCUUGGCAUUUCCUAGCAUCCUCGCAAGUCUCCUUGAUUCGCGUUUUUGGGAACGUGUGAAAGAAAUAUUAAAUCCUGAAACUUCUCUUGGUGCGGGGCCAUGGGUUUAUUAUUUGAUAUAUGCAUUCUUUGUUUUCCUUUUCAACAUAUUUGACAUUGCCAACAUGCCUAAAGAAAUUUCUGAUUACUUAAACAAGAUGGGUGCGAGAAUUCCAAAGAUAAAGCCUGGGAAGGCCACCAUUGAAUAUCUGACAAAGAUCCAAGCUUCAACGCGUUUCUGGGGUGGCCUAUUGCUAAGCAUUUUGGCAACUUCAUCGACCAUUCUUGAUCACUAUUUACGCCGUAUCAAUCAGGGAUUUGGAAUAGGAUUUACAUCAGUCCUUAUCAUUGUGGGCUCUAUUAUUGAGUUGAGAAGAUCCUAUCAAGCAUAUAAUGUAAUGCCAAGUUUAAGCAACGCUUUGAGGCGGUAUGGUGUAUAACAUUUAAGCAAGGUUUUUCGUAUUCGAGGAUUUACAGGAGUUCUCCAAAUGAAGAUUUAUUGUUCUCAUUGCCCGGUUGACAAGUCAUGAGAUUCCAACAGAGAUUCAGAUGCUCCUAACAUCAGGAUCCAGCUUUAAAAAAUAUGAGACCCAAAUUUAGAGGACCAGCCACUACUGUGACUAGAUAUCAGUUCGUCACUUCAUCCUAUUGAUGCACGCUAUGGUUUUGAAAUCAUUGUUUUUGUUUUGGCUUGUGCUUUCUUAGUGGUUUUUUUUGGGUCAUCCAAUAGAUUAGUUGUAAUUUAGUAGCAAUUCAGCUGUCACUCUUGCUAAUUUUGAGAUAGCGGGAUGUGGAAACUUUCUUUUUAUUAUGAUGUAGUGGUAUAUGUAUUUUUAGGUGACCAAUUGGUGGACAUAAUUUAAUGUUGUAUAGUUGAGGAAAAUCAUUACCAUUAGCUUUAA